AAAAUUGAUCGGGUAGAUUGUCGACUAGCUAUAUUAAUGUCUAGCUAAUGUCGAUUAUAAUCCGGGGUAUCUCGAUCGAGAGGAGAAGUAGAGACGAAGAAGAUAUAGAAGAGAGAGAGAGGGAGAGAGAGAAAGAGAGAGAGAAGAGAGAAGAGAGAAGGAGAAAAGAUAUCGGCGAAAUUGUGAGAGCUGGUUUGGUACGGUAGAGAAACACUGUUCUCUCUCUCUCUCUCUCUCUCUCUCUGUGGAUGCUCCCACUUCAGCACCACCUUCUUCAUAGGGUUCAAAAUUCAGUCGGGUUUUCCGUCUUGUCACGUGGCCCCGAGGACUCCCCACGUACCCUAUUUCUCGAAGGAUUUUGAAACGAGCUGGUGAUUGGUCGAAUCUCUUCUUGGCUGUCGAGGGUAGACACCAAACUCAUCUCUUUCUCUCUCUCUCUCUCUCUCUCCCUCUCUCUCUCUCUCUCUCUCUGUCUCUCUAUCUAUCUUGUCUAUCUCUCUAUCUCGCUCUUACUCGCCAUCAGAAUAAGCUAGAUUCUCUCUCGUAGUCGAGUGAAACGCGCCCGUAUCCGGAGUAUCAGAGGGGAUCCCGUAGGCGUGGCAGGAUUACGACGUUCCCAGCGAGAGGCGUGGCAGGAGAGUGAGCAAGAGAACGAGUAGAGUGAGCGAGCGAGCGAGCGAGAGAGAGAGAGAGAGGAGGGAGGGAGAAAGGGGGGGAGUGUAGAAAAGUAGGGGAAGGCUUUUUCGGCGGACACGCGGUCAGCCACGAUGUCACUUUGCAACGCGACGCCAAGCUAAUAGCUUCUGUUCCUUCCACCUUUCGUUUCGAGUAGGAAGGAUUUAUCCUCCGUUGUGUUUUCGGGUCAUGGUACGAGUCGUGAGAUGGAAGGACUUUGGUAGACGAUCGAAUCAGUGUAUCUUCGUCUAAACAGAUUUUUCACCUUGGCUCUAUUUGUUUUCUCAAUUUUUCUUUUUUUUUUUUCUCUCUUGGCUUUCCCUCUUCCUUUUCCUUUCUCUCUUUUCUUUUCGACGAAUUAAUUAAUAUAAAUAAACUAUCAGUGUGCGGAUUAGAAUUAUAUAGAGAUAAAUUUAGAGAGGGAUUAAAAGAGAGAGAGAAAAAUUCAAAGAGAGAGAGAGAGAGAGAGGGAGAAUGCGUUAAAAUUUGAUCAAGUAAAGAAUAUGGCAGCGAUGCAUUACAACGCUCAAGUCGUGUCUGAGGAUUUGCAUCAACAUCCUAGACAUCUUUACGGGAUACAACAGAGACUUCAAGAUACAGGAGAUCCAUCUUCUCCGAGAUCGGAAGAGGCGAGAUCACCGAUCGAAUCUAGAGUAAGAUCGCCCGAGGAGAUUCGUUUCGUUAAUACGAGAUCACCGGAUAUAGAGGAUAGAAACCAUACAGUUAGAUAUCAAGAGGAAAUAUGUGGGAAACGAUACUCCAAGGAACAUUCCAGUCAGAAUUUCUUUCAGGGAGAAGAGAGUAAUAACGUUACGCCGAGGAAGUGUUUCGGGGAUAACGAUAUGGUUAAUGUCGUUAAUGUUAACAAUCGUUGUAGAGAGUCGGGUACGUCACCCGGUAGGACUACGUCGCCUCAAGGAUAUACAUUGAACUCACCGGGACAACAAAAUAAUUCUGGUAAAACGUCAUUUUGCAUCGACGCAUUGCUAGGCCGUGCCACGGGAAAACAUAACAACGAUAACGACGAUCAAGAUCGACAGAAAUUCUUUACGAGGGUUCAUAACGUUCAGGAUUCAUUGAAUUUGAUAAAUAAUGUUCAAUCGCAGGAACGCCAGUCGCCAUGUUCGUUAAGACGUAACGAGGAUCAAAGAACCGGAUCUCUUGGUAAUCCUUUACAUCCGUUCGUUCAACAUCCGAGAUCUAUAACACCGACGGCUAUCGUCGAUUCUCACGAGGGCCAAACUACGCGGGACAAUUUUCUAACCGGUAUACACGGUGAUACGAAUGUACAGAUACCACGUGGCACGACGAUCGGUACUGUAUAUAGAAAUGAUCGUUUGGUGGAAAAUGUCGAGGAUGACGUAUCGGUAGACGUCGAUCCUAACAGGACAACGGGCAGUACAAGUCCUGGUAGCAAUGGUAGCCGUAGCCCGGCAUCAAGUCCACCGAUAUCACCUGGUUCCGAGGAAAUUACGAGUAACGGUGUCAUUGGACAUCAAGGUCUACCAACCGGACCAUAUGCCGUCGGUACAGGUACAGUGGUCAGACAGAAUCAAGGACUCUUGUUACAUCCUGGAGGACCUCUCAUUCAUCCCGGGGGAUUGUACUAUCAUCCGGCCGGUGGUAGCGCUUUUCACUCGAUACACAAGGAGGGUCAACCGGUGGGACAUCCUCAAUCGGCCGGCCCACAUCCUCAACAACAUCACAUUCAUCAACUUCAACUCGAGUGGUUAGCCAGAACUGGAAUGUUGUAUCCCAGAUUACCCGCUGACUUAGCCGGUUGUGCGGCUCAACACGCGUUACUUGGUAAAACGAGAAGACCUAGGACAGCAUUCACGUCCCAACAACUUCUCGAAUUGGAAAAGCAAUUUCGUCAGAACAAGUAUCUGAGCAGACCGAAGAGGUUCGAAGUAGCGACGUCGUUGAUGCUGACCGAAACUCAGGUGAAGAUCUGGUUCCAAAAUCGACGAAUGAAAUGGAAGAGAAGUAAGAAAGCACAACAGGAGGCACGUGCUAGUGGGAAACUCGAGGAUGCCGGUAGUGCGAAGAAUUCCGAAAGAGAUAAUACCGGAAGUGACGUAUCGGUAACAGCACCGUGCACACCGGAAGAACCCAGGGGAACUUUGCAAGAAACUCAAAGAAAUUCGACCGAACUUCAGGAACCUCUUUAUCGGCCUUACGUCGUUUAAAUAUCUUUUUCGAUUUGGAUAAAAAAAAAAAAAAAAAAAAAAAAAAGAAAAAAAACAGAAAAAAAAAGAAAAAGGACUCGAUUGUAAAAUACGUUUUAUCUAAAUUUGUAAUCAUUCUCUCUUUUCUGUAAAUUUCUUUUUAUAUCGUUUCUCUUUCAAAAUAAUAUAUAAUUUUCAGGAACUAACGAGCGAAUAAAUAUUAUCGUUCGUAAAGUAAUAUAUAUAUAUAUUCUUUUUUCUUUUCUCUUUGUAUUAAUUGUUGUGUCGCACAAGCGAAUAACAAUUUGAUUAAUGCUUUAUCUUUAAGGAGAAAAAGGAAUAGAAAAAAAGAGGUGAGGGAGGGGGGAAAUAGGAAACAAAAAAAACAAAACAAAAAAAAAAUAAAGAAAAGAAAAAAAAAGAACAAUUACGAGAGAAAGAGAAGAGCAAUUUUUUACGACGAAGUAUUAAAAUAGAGAAAACGAUUAAAAAAAGUCUCGUGUAAAUAAAUAUAAUUCUACCGAUUUAUAUAUUAUCGUCGAAUAAAAAGAGAAAGAAAAGAAGAGAAAAGAAAAGAAAAGAAAAGAAAAGAAAAGAAAAAGAGGAAAAAAAAAGAAAAGAAAUGGGAAAGAGGAAGAAAGGAAGAAGGGAAAAGAAAAAAAAGGAGUAGUAAAAUAAAGAAUAAAGUAAGAUAAAACAAAUGGUCGAUGUAAAUAUCAUGGAAAAGUAAAAAAAAAGGUGAAUGGAUGAGAAUAAAUCCGACGUGAUCUAACAUUAAAAUUGAAUCCUUAAUGGAAUAAUAAUUAAACAUUGUAAAGUGAUUAACUUCUAAUACUCUAAAAUUAAUUUUUGCGAUUUUUUCGCGAGGGUAGUGUUACGAUAAGAUACGAAAUUGAUAUAGAAAUUAAAAAUCGUAAUGAACGAUCGUUUGAGAAAAAGAAAUCGAAAUGAGGACGUUAAAUUCGCGAACGUAGGUAUCAUUAUGUAAAUAAUACAAUUGUUUUAGAGAUUAUUUAUUGUGUGUUCGUUCGGCUUGUAAGAUAGACAUUAUUUACGAAAUUGUUAAUGGAACGAAAAUUUGUCGUUGUAAGAUGUGUAAAGAAGAGAGAGAGAGAGAGAGAGAGAGAGAGAGAGAGAGAGAGAGAGAGAGAGAGAGAAAGAGAGAGAAAGGGAGAGAGAGAGGUAGAUGAUAUGUACGUAGGGCACAUAUACGAAGGAUUACAUUUAUCCGAGUAUAAACUUUAUUUCAAUAAUAUCCCCGCCACUUAUAUUAUAAAGCGAAAUAAGCAAAACCAAAAAAAAAAAAUAUAUAUAUAUAUAAUAAAAAUAAAAAUUUAAUUAAAAAACGAACGGGAAACGUGUAUUUAUGAUACAUAUACAGUGUGUGAGUGUAAAUAUUAUUCGUUUAUCGUAUAAAAUAGUGAAUACGAUGCAGAUAUCCGAUGUAAUAUCGCGUGAAGUUCCUAAAUAAAAUUAUGAAAAUUACGAGGAAAAAAAG
Molecule: messenger RNA, 4341 nt
Organism: Vespa mandarinia (Asian giant hornet)
Lineage: Eukaryota; Metazoa; Arthropoda; Insecta; Hymenoptera; Vespidae
Gene: exex
Product: motor neuron and pancreas homeobox extra-extra
Biological process (GO): regulation of DNA-templated transcription; neuron projection morphogenesis; central nervous system development
Cellular component (GO): nucleus
Molecular function (GO): sequence-specific double-stranded DNA binding; DNA-binding transcription factor activity, RNA polymerase II-specific
Source: RefSeq, a predicted model, not a curated record